This is a messenger RNA of Apaloderma vittatum (bar-tailed trogon), 784 nucleotides long. RefSeq names its product KIAA1045 ortholog (gene PHF24). The transcript has 6 exons. The record is from RefSeq and is a predicted model, not a curated record. NCBI's taxonomy places the organism in Eukaryota, Metazoa, Chordata, Aves, Trogoniformes, Trogonidae. The annotation marks the transcript as partial.
AUGGGGGUGCUGAUGUCCAGGCGGCAGACGGUGGAGAAGGUGCAGAAGGUCAGCUUGGCUGUGUCAGCCUGGGGGCCGGGCGGGGGGGACCGGCCCUCGACACGGCGGCGGGCAGAAGCGGGGGCCACACACCGGGGAACACUGGAGCAGGAGGUGCAGGAGGGAGAGGAGGAGGCAUCGGCGGGACCCUCCCAGUCAGAGGAGAGCAGUGCCAGCAAGGCGGCAUGGGAACGGCUGCGGGACGGCCGUGGCGUGGAGCCAGAGGAGUUUGACCGAGCCAACAGGUUCACGCCACCUGCCUUCAUCCGGCCCAAGCGGGAGCUGCACGACGAUGAGCCCCUGGACAUCAGCCUGGAGCAGCGGGAGCAGGUCAUCAAUGACGAGAUGUGUGACAACCUCAAUCUCCUGCUGACAGAGGAAGAGAUGUACAGCCUGAUGGAGACCCUGCAGAAAUGCAAGAUCAUUCCAGAGACCUGCCUGACCCUGGAUGACUUCCUGCACUACAAGCACCUGGUGCACAAGCAGCAGUUUGAGCGGCCCAUGGCCGAGGCGCAGGAGGAGCAGGCAGCUCUGCAGUUCUCUGCCCUGGACCCUGAUAAGAAGGGGCACAUCGAGUGGCAUGACUUCCUCUCCCAUGAGUCCAUCCAGCUGCUGCAGCAACUACGGCCACAGUGUCGCCGUGCCCGGAACACCUGGUUCCGCAAGCACCAGAAGGAGACACCGUCCUGCAACGUCAGCAUCAGCCACGUCGGGCCCAUGUCAGAGAGCAGCCCUGCCAGCAGCG